AUGGAUUCUUUAUAUGAGAAAUUAAGACCAGUUGUAUUUUAACCACAAAUAACCUUUUAAUAGAGAUCCUCUUCAUAAUCUAUGUUGAGAUCUAAUUGUUCAAAACAAUUCAAUUCAUCAUGUGAAAUUCAAAAUUAUUCUAUAUAAAAUAGAAAAAAUAAUACAUAAUCAAAUCAAAUCUUAAAAGAAAAUACAUUAGAUAAUAAUUCUACAAUUAAAAAAGACGAAAUCAUAUUUUUAAAAUAGAGAAUUGCAUAAUUAGAAAAGAUGAGCUCCAAUUAAAUUAAUGAAAAUAAUAAAUUGAGUGAAGUAAUCUAAAAAUAUAUGGAAAAAGAAUAGUUAUCUAAUGUAAAAUUAUUUAGAUUAAUUUAUAGAAAUCAUAAUUAUCUGAAAUAUAAUAUAAAUUUUAAAUAUAAGAACUUGAAAAAUAAAUUUCUCUAUUAUAAAAUGAAAAUAAGGUAUUACUAUAAAGUAAAGAACAAUAUGAUUAAAUUGAACUUGAUAAAUAUAAAACAAAAUGCUAUUUAUUAUAAAAUAAAGUCAAAUCAUUUUAGUAAUAAUUAUUAUUAUAAUAAGAGAAGAAAAAAGAAUUACUGAUUUAUAAAAGAAAGGCAAGAAAUUAUAUUUAGAGAAUUAAUAAUUAAAAAAUACAAUUUAAGAUUUAUAAAGUUAAAAUUCUACUUUGUAAUAACAAUUACUCAUUAAUAAUAUUGAUAAUCCUAAAUCUAAGUAUAAACUAUAAUUAUCAGUUAAAAGGAUCACAAACUAUAGUUUGAAUUAGAAUAAUAGAUCAAAUAUAUGACUCAAAUAAUAGAUUUAGAUCAAAUUAAAAUGAAGAACCUUUAAGAAAAAGUAGAACUCUUAACUUAAGAAAAUAGGAGACUCUAAGAAAUUACUAAAUAAAAAUUAAUAUGA
Molecule: messenger RNA, 915 nt
Organism: Paramecium pentaurelia
Lineage: Eukaryota; Ciliophora; Oligohymenophorea; Peniculida; Parameciidae
Source: the annotation of a GenBank genome assembly